Molecule: messenger RNA, 1356 nt
Organism: Liolophura sinensis
Lineage: Eukaryota; Metazoa; Mollusca; Polyplacophora; Chitonida; Chitonidae
Product: MICOS complex subunit MIC27-like
Exons: 8
Coding region: 2-736 (244 amino acids)
Biological process (GO): cristae formation
Cellular component (GO): MICOS complex
Source: RefSeq, a predicted model, not a curated record
AAUGGCGUCGAGAAAAGUUCUGGGAAUAGGCCGUACUCACUUGGUGAUGUUAGCCGGGGUUCCCAUGGCAACAUAUACGGUGUAUGCAGCGGAGGGGAGCUCACCAAAGUCAAGGAAAAUUAAAGCUAACGAGCUACCUUUGUAUGGGAAUCCAGAAGUUGACAACCAGUACGAGUUUGUUCCAGAGCAGAUAUCUCCGUUCAGGGCGAGCAUAUCUUCCAUACGGCAGAGUGUCUGGAAAUACCUGGACUCGAUAAAGGAAACAACAGAUUACGUGGAGCAUGUGUACCAGACAGGGAAAGCACAUACGCUAGGUUUUAUUGACUAUGUUCAGUCUGACCCCGGAAUUCUCCCCCGGGCGGGCGUCAUCACCGUAGCUGGGUUGGGAGGCAUCGUGGCAGGCUACAGAGGUGGUAUCCUGAGGAAGGUGACAUACAGCAGCGUGGCCAUGCUAUCAGCCGCAUCUCUCUGCUACCCUGACAAAGCCGUGGAGAUCACAACAUCAGCAUACGACACGGUUGUCCGGGAGGCGCGUGGACUCUGGAAGGGGGAAGACUCUAAGAUAGUGGAAACUGUAAAGUCUGAAAUCCCAGCUGAGAUCAAACAACCUGAUCGUCAGAUUCUGAAAAAAAUAGAGGAAAUAGAAACUCAUGUGCUGCAGAAACCGUCAAAAAUUGUGGAGGAUUUCGGACAGAGUAAACCUGAAGACAAGGACAUGUACACCACGAGGAGUUAAGGGCAGGGAGAAUUUAGUCAUUUAUGAGUUUGUUAAACAACAGUGAAAUGUAUACAAUUAAUAGAUAUUAUAAUUACUGUGACGUGUCACUUCCUCUACUAGUGAGAAGUAGGGGUGUAUUUCAGUGUGCCUGGAAAACUGCAAAAGGGAAGUGUUCAGCAACCAUCAGAGUACCUGUAACCUCUACCCCCUGGCAUUCGCAAUGUGUUCACCUGUGACCUUUGGUUUUGGAGGUCAUUGGUUUUUGCAUGCCUUGAAUCAGUGGUAUGCGAUAUUUUGAAAUGUUUGUCCUAAUUUGCGAUGUUCAAGUUUUAUUACUAGGGCCCCAAAUUUCAAAAAGCCAUUUCUGACUGAAGUCCAAAUUUAAAUCCUUAGGACAAGAUUGUAGUAAUAAUUAUUGGUACUGAAGUUGAUAUUUUUGUACUAAUUAUUUAAAGAGAGUAUUUAUGAGUUGAUGGAAAUUUUACUUUCCAAUGCCCAAAAGUAAGCUCUAAAAUCAUAUUUCACAUAUUGAUUUAAUUAAGUCAGAAAUCGUUUUGUGGUGUGCCCCCUUCUCCCUACAAGGGUCUUAAACUGAGGAUGGUUGUUUACGAUGACUGGUGAAAAACAGUGAUUUUUGU